Orbicella faveolata is the source of this 1444-nucleotide messenger RNA. RefSeq lists its product as uncharacterized. The record is from RefSeq and is a predicted model, not a curated record. Lineage: Eukaryota; Metazoa; Cnidaria; Anthozoa; Scleractinia; Merulinidae.
GAAAGUGGCAGGGGACUAUUAUGAAAGACUUCAAUAUGGGAUUCUUGGCAUAGAACUAGUGUUCCGGGACAGCUUACUGGUGAUGCGUAAAAAAUUAAUCGCCGGCGGUGUGAACGGAAGCCUCGUGUCAAACACAAACUCAUUCCAUUACGUUGCCACAUUGGAUCGUUAGGACAUGCAUGAGGAAACCUGCACGAGCCAAUCAAAUUCGCCAACCCAGAACGGGUAGUGCAAACGAUUAACGCAUCGCAACGUCUUCCAUUUAAAGCAAAGUAGCAAUUUCUUGAUUGUGUUGCCCAAGGAAUCAGGGAUUUUAGGUUUUCCUGAAAGAAAGGCAACAUGGACAAGCGAAUCUUUCUUUUCCUUAUUGUGUUGGUAGCCUUCACUGUUGAAGCUAAAAAGAAAAUCCUGAAGAAGAAGCUGAAUCAGCUUAAAGGAGCUAAGAAAUGUGGAUAUGGAUGCCCAUCAAGCUGCCCUUGUCAACCAACCUGUUGCCCGCCACCACCACCACCACCACCUCCCCCACCAAUAUGCUGUCCUCCUCCCCCACCACCCCCACCCCCACCAAUAGCAACCAGUAGCCAACAAACUCUUUACCAUCAUCACUUUCACCCAGGACCACCGCCUCCUCCUCCUCCUCCACCUGCUCCUUGCCCACCACCAUGCCACUUUGGCCACACUGUGCACCACCACGUCUACCACGCAAGCCCACCAGGUCCCCCUCCGGCACCCAUGCCUUCCCCUCCUCCCUUCUCUACUGAAUCACACGCCCAUGUGUUCGUCCACCACACCCAUCCCGGACCACCACCACCCCCACCUCCACCUCCUGCCCCAUGCCCACCCCCAUGCCACACUGUGCAGACAGUUCACGUACAGCAACACCACUUUCCACCUCCCCCUUGUCCACCACCAUGCCCUCCUCCCCCUCCUCCCUGCCCUCCCCCGUGCCCUCCUCCCUGCCCUCCCCCAUGCCCUCCAACUUGCGCUCCCCCCUGCAGUGCCUGCUGCAAGAAGGCCAAGGUAGGGAAGGAUGAGGCAAAGAAGGAAAAGAAGAAUGAUGAAGAAAAGGACGACAAAGAGUAGAUACGAAGACUGAACGACGACUGCUUAUUCAACGUUGUGACGACAAUGUUUCAAGACGGGUUGCGGAUGAACGCCCGGUGUUCAAGUUAACGAAUGCUGGGGCAAUGUAACUGUGUUGAAAACAUGUUUUUAAGCUUUAGUUAGAAAACUAACUGUUGUCAGUUGCAAAAGAGUUCGAAUUCAGGAUAAAUGUCUUUGUAAAUAAGGAUUACUCCACUGCGAUGAAAUGGAACUUGACUUCAAGUAUCAGAUGGGAUUCGAGCUCUUGUGAUCGUUUUGUUUUCAGAUCGGCUGUAAAACGUACAGCUUAGUAUUAUAUACAACUGAUGUUAUGUUGUCAAUUAAAUUGUGCUCAAACAUA